Messenger RNA from Moneuplotes crassus, 564 nucleotides. The record is from the annotation of a GenBank genome assembly. Lineage: Eukaryota; Ciliophora; Spirotrichea; Euplotida; Euplotidae.
UUUUUCCAUGAGUCCUAGCGACUUAACAAGUGUAAUACUAGAUUUAGUAUAAUUCAGGUAUAGUUUCAAAAUAUGUCACCGAAUUUGGCAGAUUUGAUACCUGAAAUGGCUACCAAACUGUGUUAGGACGAAGAAUAUUUAAAUGAUUAUGGCGAAAUCUCUAUAUUUCUAAUUCUACUUAAAAUGGAAAAGCAUAGAAAAUUUUUAGAUCCGAGUCAAGCCAAAAAAAUAGAGAGAACAUUAGGCUUAACUCAAUCUUAAAGUUCUGAGUUAGAACUCCGUCAUUUAUUAAUUAUCUUGUAAUGACAAUUGGAGGUAAUAUUUAAUUAACUAUAUGUUUGAAAGUACUUCAUUAUAAGAAUUAUGGAAAGUUCUAAUUUACUAGAAUUAAACAAUUUAUCUGAAUUCCCAUUACUAUAUUCUAUAAUAAAAGCUUCAAAAGACCUAGCUCUAAGAGUAGGAAUUGAUUAUUCAUGCAGAUAUAUGAUCAGCCAGGAGUACUCUCUCUCCUUUUAAAAAUUUGGUAUUGUACUAAAAUAUUCAUUUCUGUACUCUAAGUUUGUU